This is a messenger RNA of Uncinocarpus reesii 1704, 1485 nucleotides long. RefSeq lists its product as uncharacterized. The record is from RefSeq and is a predicted model, not a curated record. The transcript is spliced from 2 exons. Gene Ontology annotation, biological process: inner mitochondrial membrane organization. Gene Ontology annotation, cellular component: mitochondrial inner membrane. The coding region runs from base 1 to 1485 and encodes 494 amino acids. Lineage: Eukaryota; Fungi; Ascomycota; Eurotiomycetes; Onygenales; Onygenaceae.
AUGCAUCCUCUUCCGCUCCUAUUCAGACAAUCUCUACGAUCGGGAGUCGGCUUCGCCAAAACUACAGUAUAUAAUCACAUUCCGACCGCGUCGUUUUCGUCACAGUUUGCUCGGCAAAAGUCUGCAUUGCGCAACGUCGGGCCUUCGAUAUGCCUACGAUGUCAAUUCCGUGCACAAGCGAGAUAUUACUCUGUCCCAGGAGAUAAGAAUGAGUCGCGAAGGGAGAAUAUACGAGAUGGGAGUUUAGACAACGAUAAUGCAAAGGUGGAGGAGCCCGGCGCCUCCGGAGCCAGCACCACCUCGCAAUUGCCAAAUAAAGGUCCGGAAGAAGAAUCUAAGGGCGCCUCGCGGCCAGGAGGAGAAAGUGACAUAAAAGGGAGCGAGAGCAGUCUCCCCUCGCAUUGGGAAAACCGCCGGUCGCAGCUUUCGAAACAGUUCUCCCAAUUGAUGGAUAAUUUACAGUCCAACAUCUUCAUUGCGAAUAGACAUAUAAACGACUUGACGGGAUACUCUGCAAUUGAGAAGUUGAAACAAGAUAUUCUCGCUCAGGAGGAUCAUGUUCGACAAGUGCACGCCCGUGUCCGCGAAUCCAAAGAUGCCUAUUCGGCCGCAAUAAACCGCCGUUCCGCCUCUCAGCGCGAGGUUAACGAGCUUCUACAACGAAAGCACGCCUGGACGCCAACAGACCUUGAACGUUUUACAUCGCUAUAUCGCUCCGAUCAUGCGAACGAGAGAGCCGAAACGGAAGCCCAGGAGGCUCUAGUGGCCGCUGAGCGGGAGGCAGAGGAAGCAGCGGCGCUGCUAAGCAAGAGCAUCUUGUCGCGCUACCACGAGGAGCAGAUCUGGUCGGAUAAGAUUCGACGGAUGAGUACAUGGGGAACAUGGGGACUGAUGGGCGUCAACGUGCUGUUGUUUUUGAUCUUCCAAGUGGCAGUUGAGCCGUGGAGGAGGAAGAGGCUGGUCAAAGGAUUCGAGGAGAAAGUGAUGGAGGCUUUGGAGAAAGAGAACGGGGUGGACCAUGUCCCGGCACCGUUGGAUCAAAAGCCAGCUGUUGUUGCCGUGUCUCCUAUUACCCAAGCCCAUCGACACCAGGAAGAUCUGGAGGUAGACGGGCACGGUGAAAAGAGCGUCUCAUCAACGGUUAUGCCUCCAGCUGAGUCUGAUAUUUCCGCUGAACAAGCACAGCCCGAAUUGUCUACACUCGUAACACACUCCGGACCACAACAGCAACAACAACAAGAACAACCGCAGUCUGAGCUCGAGCUCGAGCCCGAACCCGAACCCAUUACCGAACCUCCACUCACCACAAUCCUCCCACCCGAAGCUUCUCUUUCCCCUGAUUCGUGGCAACAAACCUGCCGAGACCUAUUUAGCGAUCGGCGCGUGACACUCUCGCAACGAGACUUGACAACCGUUGCAUUGGAAAGUGCAGCUGCCGGCGCAGCGGUCAUGGGCGUAUUGAUCGCCAUCUUCAGGCCGCGGUAG